Amphiprion ocellaris (clown anemonefish) is the source of this 2728-nucleotide messenger RNA. RefSeq names its product heat shock protein 90, alpha (cytosolic), class A member 1, tandem duplicate 2 (gene hsp90aa1.2). Gene Ontology annotation, biological process: protein stabilization; cellular response to heat; protein folding. Gene Ontology annotation, cellular component: protein-containing complex; neuronal cell body; myelin sheath. The coding region runs from base 161 to 2350 and encodes 729 amino acids. The transcript is spliced from 11 exons. NCBI's taxonomy places the organism in Eukaryota, Metazoa, Chordata, Actinopteri, Pomacentridae. Gene Ontology annotation, molecular function: ATP-dependent protein folding chaperone; disordered domain specific binding; ATP binding. The record is from RefSeq and is a predicted model, not a curated record.
UCUGGAAGCUCGGGUCAGGAUUUCUCGAAGGCUCGGUAAGACUACAAAAGCUUCAGCCACCGUGUCUCUCCGGUGGAAACGAUACUAGCCAGGCUGUGUCCGACUUCACAACGACCUCCACGCUUCUCACGCUGGGAUUUUCGAUUCACUGAGGACCAAGAUGCCUGAAUCACAUGACCAACCAAUGGAGGAGGAGGCUGAGACCUUUGCAUUCCAGGCUGAGAUUGCUCAGCUUAUGUCCCUGAUCAUCAACACUUUCUAUUCCAACAAAGAGAUCUUCCUUAGAGAGCUUAUCUCCAACUCCUCAGAUGCACUGGACAAAAUCCGCUAUGAGAGCCUCACUGACCCCUCCAAGCUGGACAAUGGCAAGGACCUCAAAAUUGAAAUCAUUCCCAACAAAGAGGAACGCACUCUUACCUUGAUCGACACGGGUAUCGGCAUGACUAAGGCCGAUCUGAUCAACAACCUGGGUACAAUCGCCAAGUCCGGCACCAAGGCUUUCAUGGAGGCUCUGCAGGCUGGAGCCGACAUCUCCAUGAUUGGUCAGUUCGGUGUGGGUUUCUACUCCGCCUACCUGGUGGCUGAGAAGGUGACCGUUGUCACCAAGCACAAUGAUGACGAGCAGUACGCCUGGGAAUCCUCUGCUGGAGGCUCAUUCACAGUCAAAGUAGACAACUCUGAACCAAUGGGGCGUGGAACUAAGGUGAUCCUUCACCUGAAAGAAGACCAGACAGAAUACCUUGAGGAGCGAAGGGUCAAAGAGAUUGUGAAGAAGCACUCACAGUUCAUUGGCUACCCCAUCACACUCUUUGUGGAGAAAGAGCGUGACAAGGAGGUGAGUGAUGAUGAGGCAGAGGAGGAGGAGAAGGAAAAAGACAAGGACGAAGAAGAGGAGAAGGAUGAGGACAAGCCCGAGAUUGAGGAUGUUGGUUCAGACGAGGAGCAUGACCAUGACAAGUCAGACAAAAAGAAGAAGAAGAAGAAGAUCAAGGAGAAGUACAUCGAUCAGGAGGAGCUGAACAAAACCAAACCCCUGUGGACCCGUAACCCAGACGACAUCACUAAUGAGGAGUAUGGAGAGUUCUACAAGAGCCUCACCAAUGACUGGGAGGACCACCUGGCUGUCAAGCACUUUUCGGUAGAAGGUCAGCUGGAAUUCCGUGCCCUCCUCUUUGUGCCUCGUCGUGCCCCCUUCGACCUCUUUGAGAACAAGAAGAAGAAGAACAACAUUAAGCUAUAUGUACGCAGGGUCUUUAUCAUGGACAACUGUGAUGAGCUCAUCCCUGAAUAUCUCAAUUUCAUCAAGGGUGUGGUGGACUCUGAGGAUCUACCCCUGAACAUCUCCAGAGAGAUGCUGCAGCAAAGCAAGAUCCUGAAGGUCAUUCGCAAAAACUUGGUCAAGAAGUGCCUGGAACUUUUCACAGAGCUGUCCGAGGACAAGGACAACUACAAGAAGUACUACGAGCAGUUCUCCAAGAACAUCAAGCUUGGUAUCCAUGAGGACUCCCAGAACAGAAAGAAGCUGUCUGAGCUGCUGCGAUAUUACACCUCAGCCUCUGGAGAUGAGAUGGUUUCCCUGAAGGACUACGUCACACGUAUGAAGGACAACCAGAAGCACAUCUACUACAUCACUGGUGAAACUAAAGACCAGGUGGCCAACUCUGCCUUCGUGGAGCGCCUUCGCAAAGCCGGCCUCGAGGUCAUCUACAUGAUCGAGCCCAUUGAUGAGUACUGUGUGCAGCAGCUGAAGGAGUUUGAGGGCAAGAACCUGGUGUCAGUUACCAAGGAAGGCCUGGAGCUGCCUGAGGAUGAGGAGGAGAAGAAGAAGCAGGAGGAGAAGAAGGCUCAGUUUGAGAACCUCUGCAAGAUCAUGAAGGAUAUUUUGGAGAAGAAAGUGGAGAAGGUCACUGUAUCAAACCGUCUAGUCUCUUCCCCUUGCUGCAUUGUCACCAGCACUUAUGGUUGGACGGCCAACAUGGAGAGGAUCAUGAAGGCCCAGGCUCUGAGGGACAACUCCACUAUGGGAUAUAUGGCUGCUAAAAAACACCUUGAGAUCAACCCUGACCAUCCCAUCGUGGAGACUCUGAGGCAGAAGGCUGAGGCAGACAAGAACGACAAAUCUGUGAAGGAUCUGGUCAUCCUCCUCUUUGAGACUGCCCUGCUGUCCUCAGGAUUUACUCUGGACGAUCCGCAGACCCACUCUAACCGCAUCUACAGAAUGAUCAAACUGGGUCUUGGUAUCGAUGAAGAUGAUCUGACAUCAGAUGAAACCACCUCAGCUCCCACUGAGGACAUGCCUCCUCUGGAAGGGGACGAUGACGACACAUCCAGGAUGGAAGAGGUGGACUAAACCUGCUUCUACCUCCUGCUGGUGUUCAGACGUAGAGUUAUAUACAAUUUCAAGUUAAAUGUUGUAAAUGAGCCUGGAACACCCUCCUCCCUUCCCCCGUUUAAAAAUCCUUUUUGACCGAUGCCACUUUAUUUGAAGUUGCACUGACCACAUGCAGGUCAGAUUCAUUCCUUCUAGGACUUUAUUUUUCAAGUUGUUGCAUUUUGUAUCUUGUGUUAUAUCGAUGCAUUUGUUUUUGUAUUUAUUGACAUUCCAAAGGUCUGGUCAUCCUUCAAAGUUGUGUGUGUUCUUACUUUAACUGUAAAUAAUAUCAUAAUUGAUACUGUAAUUUCCAACAAUGGGAUCCAUAAAAUAAAGGUUUACCAUGUUAACAAGUAA